Messenger RNA from Cylindrotheca closterium, 2022 nucleotides. Lineage: Eukaryota; Bacillariophyta; Bacillariophyceae; Bacillariales; Bacillariaceae. The record is from the annotation of a GenBank genome assembly.
AUGGGGAACUUCAUGUCACUCGCAACAGGCUUCUUUUGGGGCUCUGCCAUCACAGGAGCUGCCUCUUUUUUGUAUUUCAAUGGUCAACGACGACCUCAAAUUGACGAGUUUUCGCUGGCCUUGGAAGAGCGUCAAAAGUCGAUUCGACGAGAUGUGGAAUCGGUCAAUUUCUUGUCGGAUCUCGUCAAGCGGUUGUGGGUACACUUAUCUCCAGCGAUUGGUGAUACUAUCGUGGCCGCCGUCGAACCCAUGUUCAAAGAUAUGUUGCCUGGACCGUUGAGUUCGCUCAAGUUUACCAAGUGCGAUCUGGGCAAGGUUCCAUUGACUCUCGAUAACAUUGUGGUUCACCCAUUGAAGAAUGGAAAGAUUCAAUGUGAUGUUGAUAUGAUUUGGGACGGUGCUUGCGACAUUAAUCUCGCCGCUGGAAAGCUCAAGCUGGGGGCCCAAAAUGUCAAGCUCAUGGGACGCUUGCAGUUGAUCUUCAAGCCAUUGUCGGAUGUUCUUCCCUGUAUUGGAGCAAUUCAAUAUGGAUUCAUCAACAAGCCAGCGCUUGUCAUUGAUUUUACCGGUCUCGGUAAUGUCGCCGACCUGGGAGGCAUUGACGCUAUGAUUCGCGGUAUCAUCAAGGGUGCCAUUUCUGGCGUCAUGGUCCUGCCCGCUCGUUUGUGCUACAAGAUGGACGUCAACUGCGAUUACCGGGAUGCCUUUGUGGCUCCGGAAGGAAUUGCUCGCUUGACUGCUGUUAGAGGACGUGGCUUUGUCAUUGAAAAGAAAACUAUCGGCAAAGACGAUAUUCCCGAUUGCUACUUGAAGAUCUCUCUUGGAGACAGGACUUGGACUACCUCUGUCAUCAAGGACGAUUUGUCGCCCAAAUGGCUCGAGACUGGUGAUUUCUUGCUAAGUGACUACGACCAACACGUCCGCGUCGAAGCUUGGGACGAAGACAGUGGUACUAUGGAUUCGGAUGACUUUUUGGGACAAGUUGAAUUCACAGUUGCCGAGCUCAUGUUGUCUGGCAGGACAAAAGAAUUUGAAUUGCUCGAUGAUAACAACAGUCCUGUCGGGGCCUUUGUCACUAUGCACUGCGAGGUUGCCAACCUUGUCUCGAAUCCCACCAGUUUUUCGAUGCCGCCACCCGCCAACCACCUGGGUGGCUUGUUUACGGUCAUGGUCACCAAGGCCUUCAAUCUUCCUCUCAAGAAGGAGGAUUGCGAAUCCUUCGUCAGGAUUAAGUACGGAAAGCAAGAACCACUCCUUACUGGUAUUGUCACACAUCUUCCCGAUUAUCCCUACAUUGAUGCGUUGAACCCAGUAUACGAUGUUUCCUACGUCAUUCCUAUUACCCCGGAAAUGAUCGAAGGAGGCCUGCCUGAUGUUACUUUUGAACUCACUAACACUUGGGCAAAGCAAACCGUGUUGGGAAGUCUCACUAUUCCCCACCAAGAAAUGUUGGAAGCCAAGGACAAUACCAUCAAGGAUACCCGAACCAUUGGCAGUGCCCAAUUGGAAUUCCAAGUUUCUAUCCAAGGAUUCGAUGAACAUAGCAAGUUUGAUGCUACCAAGGUGGUCCGCAAGUCUAUCCCCAAAAUCUCGGCCACUGGAACCACAGAAGAAGCAGAUGUCCAGCAAGUCAAGGUCACAAUCUUGGGUGGCCAAGGAUUCAAGAUCAAGAAGAAGAAGCUUCGAAAGAAUGAUAUACCUGAUGUCUACUGUAAUGUCAAAUUUGCAUCUUCGCCAAAUGUGUGGCGAACCGCAACCAUCAAGGACAGUGUCAAUCCCAUUUGGAACGAGUCUAAGAUUUAUAAUUUGGCCAACGAGCGAGCUAUCAUCAACAUCCAAGCCAUGGAUGCCAAUAAGCGAGGGGACGAUACCGAAUUGGGUGGAUUCCGUGUCCAAGUCAGUAAGAUUUUGUUGAAUGGCGGAAAGAUGGAUUUGGAAUUGGAACAAGGAGGAAAGGGACAAGAGGCCUACAUCACCGUCCAAUGUGAAUUGGUAUCGGGCGGUGACAAGAAAGACCAAUAG